UUUUUCUUGAUCGGAUCUUAUUAAGAAACUCAGUAGCAUGCUGCUAAAGAGAUGUAACAGAAUAAUGUCGAAUCGAGUGAUCAUCUUCUUCCUCCUCUUUUCUCUCUUCCUCACUCCAUCCUCCUCCAACAACUACAACGAAGACGAAUUCCUCAGCUUCCUCGAAGACUACGAGGAUUCAACCGAACCAGACAGCCCGAAUCAUGGCCGUCCUAAGUUCCCUUCAGAGCCAUUUGAUCGCGCUGAAGAGGAGGACGAGGACAUUAAGAUUGAUGAUAAGGACGUUGUAGUAUUGACUGAUAGUAGUUUUAACGAAUUCGUGGAGGAUAAUAAGUAUGUGAUGGUGCAUUUUUACACUCCCUGGAAUGGACAUUGUAAGGCUUUGGCUCCGGAAUAUGCAGAUGCUGCAACGGAGCUGAAAGCAGCGAAUGUGGUGCUCGCGAAGAUCAAUGCCGUUAAGGAGGUUGAGAUGUCUGAUAACCUUGAAGUCCGAAGUUUUCCUACAAUCUUUUUCUUUGUUGACGGUGAUCCUGAACCUUACUUUGGCCGAAGAACCAAAAAUGCAAUUGUCACUUGGAUAAAGAAGAAGAUAGGACUCGGUGUUUACAAUAUAACUACAACAGAAGAUGCUGAGCGUGUAUUAACCUCUGAGGACAAAGUUGUUCUAGCGUACCUCGACUCUUUGGUGGGUUCCGCGACAGAUCAACUUGCAGCUGCUUCAGAACAUGAAAAUGAUGUAAAGUUUUACCAGACGACAAAUCCUAACGUGGCUAAGCUAUUCAACAUAGAUGACAAUGUUAAACCCCCAGCUUUGGUCAUGCUUAAAAAAGAGCCAGAGAAAGUGGUACACUAUGAUGGUAAGUUCAAAAAAGCUGAAGUAGCUAAGUUUGUUUCAGCCAACAAGCUUCCUUUAGUGACAACUUUUGAUAAAGAAACCGCCCAUUCAAUUUUCGCGAGUCCAAUUAAGAAGCAGAUUUUGCUUUUUGCCACAGCAAAUGAUACAGAUAAGUUGUUCCCGACAUUUCAAGAUGCUGCAAAACUUUUCAAAGGAAAGCUUAACUUUGUUUAUGUCAAAACGGACGAUCAUGAAGUUGGGAAACCAGUAUCACAUUAUUUUGGGGUCAGUGGAGAUUCUCCACAGGUCAUUGGAUACAUAGAAGAAGAUGAUCGCAAGAAAUUUAGAUUUCACGGGGACAUUACACUCGAGAGGAUUAAGGCAUUUAAUGAGGACUUUCUAGACGACAAGCUCAAACCUUUCUAUAAAUCAGAUCCAGUUCCUGUGACAAAUGAUGCUGAUGUGAAAAUCGUUGUUGGGAACAAUUUUGAUGAAAUCGUUCUAAAUGAGUCAAAAGACGUGCUUCUUGAGAUCUAUGCAACAUGGUGUAGGCACUGCCAAGCUCUGGAACCAAUAUUCAAUAAACUAGCACGCCACUUACAUGGCGUUGAGUCUCUUGUUAUAGCCAAAAUGGAUGGAACAAGAAACGAGCACCCUCGUGCUAAGUUUAAAGGAUUCCCAAGUCUCCAAUUCUUUCCAGCAGGCAAUAAGAGCACUGAUCCAAUUCGGGUUCACUCUGAAGCUACUCUAGUGGAAUUGUAUAAGUUUAUCAAGAAACAUGCAGCUAUCCCUUUCAAGCUUCAAAGACCAGCUUCUUCUAAAGAAGGCGUCAAGGGGGAGCCUGGCAACGUAAAAGAUGAAUUAUGAGAAGAGUUUAACUUCUAUAUACCGACACUAGUCUUUUUUUUUCCUUCUUCUUACUGUUAGAUUCCUUUCCCGUGGAACAAUUUACAUAACUAUGUUUAGGAUAUAGUUAAUUUUUAGAAUAUUACUACUACUA
Capsicum annuum is the source of this 1835-nucleotide messenger RNA. RefSeq names its product protein disulfide isomerase-like 1-4. NCBI's taxonomy places the organism in Eukaryota, Viridiplantae, Streptophyta, Magnoliopsida, Solanales, Solanaceae. Gene Ontology annotation, molecular function: protein disulfide isomerase activity. Gene Ontology annotation, biological process: response to endoplasmic reticulum stress; protein folding. The transcript is spliced from 12 exons. The coding region runs from base 38 to 1702 and encodes 554 amino acids. Gene Ontology annotation, cellular component: endoplasmic reticulum. The record is from RefSeq and is a predicted model, not a curated record.